Molecule: messenger RNA, 1743 nt
Organism: Branchiostoma floridae (Florida lancelet)
Lineage: Eukaryota; Metazoa; Chordata; Leptocardii; Amphioxiformes; Branchiostomatidae
Product: ankyrin repeat and MYND domain-containing protein 2-like
Exons: 12
Coding region: 84-1403 (439 amino acids)
Molecular function (GO): protein binding
Source: RefSeq, a predicted model, not a curated record
CACCAGAUGCCAGAGCGCAGGAUCCGGCGUCCUGGAAACCGCCUUUUGACCCUUACAAUUUCCCACAUGCCCCUUCGCUAAGCAUGUCCAACAUGGCGCCGAAGAAGGGAGAUUUAAACGACGACGAGAAAGAUUUGAUCGCUCAGAUAAACGCAGGAGACAUCAGUCAAGUGAAGACUUUGCUGAGCAAGAAUAAUGUGAGGGUGGACUGUCUAGACGAGAAUGGCAUGACUCCUUUACAACAUGCUGCCUACAAGGCGCAGACGGACAUCUGUCAGGUCCUACUGAAGAAUGGAGCAGAUGUCAACUCCAACCAGCACGAGCAUGGCUACACAGCACUCAUGUUUGCUGCAUUGUCAGGUAACCUGGAGGUAACCAGGGUGAUGUUGGAGGCAGGGGCACGGACCAGCACCGUCAACACAGUGGGACGGACGGCAUCACAGAUGGCAGCAUUUGUGGGGCAGCAUGCAGUUGUCAGUCUCAUCAACAACUUCUUCUCCAGGGAGGAACUGGACCACUACACCAAGCCACAGGGUGUAGAGAAGGAGCCAAAGCUACCCCCCAGCCUGGCUGACUGUGUCCACAAACUCAUUCUCAUGUCCAACCUCAACCCUGUUAAGAUCAUCCUGCACCUCCAGGAGAACCCAGAGUUCCAGGAUGAGCUGGUGACGGUGGCCCGCCUGCUGGACACCCUGUGCACCAAGUUCAUGAAGCAGUCAGAGACUAACGAGGUCAUGGCCAUGAAGGUGCACUACCAGGGCUGUGUGCUGAGGGAGGCUCACAAGUGGCUGGUGGAGAAAAACGACACCCUCCAGAACCUGAUGAAAUAUUUCUUGAAGGGCAGAGAGAAAGACGGCUUCCCAGUUGCACAGGAAAAGUUUCUUCGCUUGUCGAUACGCAGUUUCCCGUACCACGAGAGCGAACUGCUACAACAGAUAGUACACAACGUGGCACCAGUCACUGUGGGCGAUGACCCCACAGCCCUGUCCAUCCUCGUGUCUGCCAUUAAUGGCCACCAGAGCGCAGCAGCAGAGGACCAGUGUUUCACAUGUGGGGAGCUGCAAGCUGAGAAGAAAUGUUCUGCCUGCAAAAAGGUGAAGUACUGUGGCCAGGCAUGUCAGAAGCUCCACUGGUUCACCCAUAAGAAAGUCUGUGCCACGCUGAAGGCAGAGUACCUCCAGGAACAGGAGCUGGCUCAGAAAAUGAAACAACAAAGUCUCGAGGGGCAGGAAGUGAAUGGAGGAGGGGGUACUGAACAGCAAACCAGCACAACUGGGGAUGGAGACCCUGGGACAGAGAUCAGCAAUGGUGCAGCACACUCUGGGAACGAGCCCCAAGACGAAGAAGACAUCAAUAUAGAAAUUGUUGAAGCAGAUGGAGACUUGGAAAUCACAGAAACCUGAGAACCUGUUUAAUAUGCAACAAUUACUCUUAUACAUAUAUGUAUGAUAACAAGGAUUUAAAGAUGAAAUUGCAAUUGUAUAGCAAUAUACAUUUUUGGGAUCAAGAUGUUGUAACAAGAGAUAGGCCUGUUUACAUACAGAAUCGGAUUGAUCUCUGUAAAAAAUAUACUUAAUUCCAGCCUAUGCUAAAUGGAAUUAGGGUUCAAAAUGUAGUUGUACAUUGAUUGAUUCCGAUCUCUGUCACAUUUUGAUUGGAAGUCUUUGUACAAUUGUUUUACUGAAUAGUCUGGUAUCGGUCAAUACAAAAUGAUUGGCAUGAGAGAUCGCCUAAGAUAUAGGC